This is a messenger RNA of Corylus avellana, 815 nucleotides long. RefSeq names its product calmodulin-like 41 (gene CML41). Lineage: Eukaryota; Viridiplantae; Streptophyta; Magnoliopsida; Fagales; Betulaceae. The record is from RefSeq and is a predicted model, not a curated record. Gene Ontology annotation, molecular function: calcium ion binding.
CUUCUAUAUAAACCGGUUGCUUCUUCUCUGUUUCUUGAAGGAGUUGAUGAUCAAUAUUUAUUAGGUCAAGUCCAAUGGCGACGUCCGAUGUGGUUCCCAAGCCUUCAAAAUGGUUCUCCAACAAGAGCCUUAGGGUAAGCCUCCAUCGCCGGGGAUCAAAGUCUGGCUCCAGUACUACUUCAAUGGGCUCUCCUGGAUCCCCAAGAUCUCCUGUGCCGCCACGUGCGCUAACACCCAAGUGCAGCACUAGGGAAGACGAGCUGAAGGAAGUUUUCCGUUAUUUUGAUGAUGAUAAGGACGGGAAAAUCUCGGCGCUGGAGCUCAGAGCAUACUUCGGGUCCAUCGGAGAGUACAUGUCACACGAAGAGGCUCAGGCGGUGAUCGAUGAUCUUGACUCCGACGGCGACAAACUGUUGGACUUCCAAGACUUUUUGAGGCUGAUGAAGAGGGGCGGCGACGAUGAGGACCUGAAGAAGGCGUUUGAGAUGUUUGAGUGGGAGAAAGGGUCAGGUUGCAUCACCCCCAGAGGGUUGCAGAGGAUGCUGCAACGCCUCGGAGACACUAAAUCAUUCGAUGAGUGCAAGGCCAUGAUUCAAGUAUACGACAUCGAUGGCAACGGAGUGCUUGAUUUUAACGAGUUUCACCAAAUGAUGGCUUAAUUAAUUUUGUUCAACGUCUUAAUUUGUAAAUGAUCAAAUCUUCAACAUGUAUAAAUAUGCACCAGCACUACUGCUCCAUCGUGGAUUUUUAAAAAAGAGUAAUAAAAAAUAAAUUAUGCAUGCAUAUAAAUAAAUGAUUCCAUGGUUUCUGAUGGA